AUGGCGGCCUACUAUGAUAGUUUCACGACGGGAGGCUGUGAAUUUAAAGAACUGUCGGACGAACAAGCUGUAGUGGAUAUGUGGGCCACCACACGCAAGUCUAUUGGACCAAGGUCUCACAAGUCGAGCCGGGCCCCGAGCCGGGCCCCGAGCCUGGCCCCGAGCCUGGCCCCGAGCCUGGCCCCGAGCCUGGCCCCGAGCCUGGCCCCGAGCCUGGCCCCGAGCCUGGCCCCGAGCCUGGCCCCGAGCCUGGCCCCGAGCCUGGCCCCGAGCCUGGCCCCGAGCCUGGCCCCGAGCCUGGCCCCGAGCCUGGCCCCGAGCCUGGCCCCGAGCCUGGCCCCGAGCCUGGCCCCGAGCCUGGCCCCGAGCCUGGCCCCGAGCCUGGCCCCGAGCCGGGCCCCGAGCCGGGCCCCGAGCCGGGCCCCGAGCCGGGCUUGA
This is a messenger RNA of Procambarus clarkii (red swamp crayfish), 438 nucleotides long. The record is from RefSeq and is a predicted model, not a curated record. Lineage: Eukaryota; Metazoa; Arthropoda; Malacostraca; Decapoda; Cambaridae.